Trichomonas vaginalis G3 is the source of this 594-nucleotide messenger RNA. Its product is annotated as regulator of G-protein signaling, RGS family. Bases 1 to 594 code for a protein of 197 amino acids. Lineage: Eukaryota; Parabasalia; Trichomonadida; Trichomonadidae. The record is from RefSeq and is a predicted model, not a curated record. The transcript has a single exon.
AUGGAUUGCGUAUCAUUAGCCAAGCGACUAGCAGCAAAGAGGGCAAGCUCAAAUGCACCAAUUUCCCCAGUUAAACAUAGAUUAAGUGUUGAUGCUCCUCCAUUACCAACAAAAAGAGAAAAUCGUACUCCUUCAAAGGAAAACAUCCCAGAUAAUCCUAUUUUCUUAUCCGAUACAAAAGGAGUUUUAUCAGAUUCAAACUCAGAUUAUUAUCAUUACGUACCACCGAUCGAAAGAAUUUUUGAAGAUGCUAACCUUCAUAGAUAUUUCAAGAGAUUUUUAGCCGAAAGGAAAUUGGAAAGUGUUCUAGAUUUCCUUGAAAAUGCGCGCAACUACAAAAAACAAUUCCCUUCAGUUCCGGCACAACAAAUCAAAAAACACCGUGCUGUUGUUGAACAGCUUGGCAGAAUCCCAGCUUCAUUCUUGAAGUCUGCUUCUAAGGGUUCACACAAAAUGUCAUCAGUUACAGCAGAAUCAUUCGAUGAUACAAUUUUCUAUAUCCUUGAAGAAUUGAAUGAGAAGGAGUAUCAUUCUUUUUCAAAUUCUGUUCUUUUUACAAAAUGGGUUUUGAAAUACCACAAUUGCGGUAAGUAA